CCAAUGGAUCAAUCAAAGUCAUUUUCUUUAGUGUCUAGAACAUUCUCUCCUCCAAGUUGAACCCAAUGGCUCUUCCUUCCCCACUCUUUAAAUAGCCCACCACCCUUCUUUUCUAAUCAAAUUUCUUCUUUCACCUGUGAUCCAAUAUAACUUACCCAAAGUUGAAAAAGGAGAGAGAAAGAGCAAUGGAAGGAGGGAACCAGGAUAUCAGAUGGGAAGGCUAUGUGAAUUGGAGGAAUAGACCAGCUUUAAGGGGCAGACAAGGUGGCAUGCUUGCUGCCUCGUUUGUCUUGGUUGUGGAAGUGCUGGAGAACCUAGCGUACUUGGCAAAUGCCAGCAACCUGGUGCUGUAUCUGUCAAAAUACAUGCACUUAUCUCCAUCCAAAUCGGCAAACAAUGUCACCAAUUUCAUGGGAACAGCCUUCCUUCUGGCUCUGCUUGGAGGCUUCUUAUCUGACGCUUUCUUCACUACUUAUCACAUCUAUCUGAUAAGCGCACUCAUCGAAUUUCUGGGUCUGGUCAUUCUUACCAUUCAAGCUCGGACACCUUCCCUAAAGCCUCCAGAAUGCAAUUCGUCCACCACGUCCAUUCCAUGCCAAGAAGUUGGUGGUGGGAAAGCAGCUAUGCUGUUCAUAGGCCUUUUUCUUGUGGCACUUGGUGUUGGAGGGAUAAAGGGGUCUUUACCAACACAUGGCGCUGAGCAGUUUGAUGAGAACACCCCACAGGGAAGGGAGCAAAGAUCAACCUUCUUCAACUACUUUGUGUUCUGUCUCUCAUGUGGUGGCCUUAUUGCGGUCACAAUGGUUGUGUGGAUUGAAGAUAAUAAGGGAUGGGAAUGGGGUUUUGCCAUCGCCACAAUUGCAAUCUUGUUAUCAAUCCCAAUUUUCCUUGCAGGCUCAACAUUUUACAGGAAUAAAAUACCCUUUGGCAGCCCACUUACAACCAUUUUCAAGGUUUUGGUUGCUGCUAUGUUGAACGGUUGCAUGAGUAGGAGUCCAAGCAAUGCCAUUGCGAACCUGGCUACCAGCCCUUCUUAUCAAACUGAAACCAGCAUGGAAGCAGAAGAAAAUACCAAACAAAGUGAGCAGCAGGAUCAAAUUCCAACAGAAAGCCUCAAAUUCCUAAACAGGGCUGUGAUGAAUAAGCCAGCUCACUCAGCACUUGAAUGCUCAGUGCAGCAAGUAGAGGAAGUCAAGAUUGUGCUAAAAAUCCUUCCCAUAUUUGCUUGCACCAUUGUUCUCAACUGCUGCCUGGCUCAGCUCUCCACAUUUUCUGUUGAACAAUCUGCUACCAUGAACACUAAGCUUGGUUCAUUGAAAAUACCACCAGCCUCCCUACCAGUUUUUCCUGUGGUCUUCAUCAUGAUCCUAGCCCCAGUUUAUGAUCACUUCAUUAUCCCAUUUGCUCGGAGAGUAACUAAAACCGAGAUGGGCAUCACUCAUUUGCAACGAAUCGGAAUUGGUUUGUUUCUUUCCAUAGUAUCCAUGGCAGUGGCAGCUCUUGUUGAAAUUAAGAGAAAGAGAGUGGUAACUGACUCAGGGCUACUAGACUCAACCAAUCCAUUACCCAUUACAUUUUUCUGGAUUGCUUUCCAGUAUUUGUUCCUGGGGUCAGCAGAUCUUUUCACCUUGGCAGGGUUAUUAGAAUUUUUCUUCACUGAGGCGCCCUCAAGCAUGAGAUCGUUGGCUACAUCUCUUUCCUGGGCUUCGCUGGCAAUGGGGUAUUAUUUAAGCUCGGUAAUUGUAUCAAUAGUAAAUAAUGUGACAGAUAACUUAGGCCACAAGCCAUGGCUCUCAGGUCUUACAAUAAAUCGCUAUCAUCUGGAGAGAUUCUACUGGCUUAUGUGCGUGCUCAGCGCAUUGAAUUUCUUGCAUUACCUUUUCUGGGCCAUGCGCUACAGAUACAGAUCAGUAGGAGCUACUAAGUAAAAUAAACCAGGGGCAAAUUCUGAAUUCUUAUGUGAAAAGAUUACCGUGAAGGAGAAAGUCUUCGGUUGCUUUGUAUCAAGUUAAUGUAUAAUUUUGGAAGAGAGAAUUCAGGCCAAUGCAAAAUCCAGCCCCUAUGCUAUCCAAUUUGGCAAUGGCAUAAAAGCCAGAUUUAGUGCUUAUCAGAUAUUGUUGAUAAGCCUGUAAAUAGGGUAUGUAAAACAGGGGGUUCAAGAAUGUUGGCUACUGUAUCAGAUAUUUUAGCUUUCCUCUUGAGCUUUGUAUUUACUGCUCUUAUUUUUAGCUUGUUCUUGUUUCUUUCCUUUUUCUUGGUUCUGUACUUCUGUUAACCUUUUUUUUUUUUUAAUUUGGUCUUGA
Molecule: messenger RNA, 2303 nt
Organism: Durio zibethinus
Lineage: Eukaryota; Viridiplantae; Streptophyta; Magnoliopsida; Malvales; Malvaceae
Product: protein NRT1/ PTR FAMILY 4.6-like
Biological process (GO): transmembrane transport
Cellular component (GO): membrane
Molecular function (GO): transmembrane transporter activity
Source: RefSeq, a predicted model, not a curated record